Monopterus albus (swamp eel) is the source of this 4920-nucleotide messenger RNA. It is a transcript of the gene fancd2, whose product is annotated as FA complementation group D2. The record is from RefSeq and is a predicted model, not a curated record. The transcript is spliced from 44 exons. The coding region runs from base 206 to 4591 and encodes 1461 amino acids. Gene Ontology annotation, biological process: double-strand break repair involved in meiotic recombination; mitotic intra-S DNA damage checkpoint signaling; interstrand cross-link repair. Gene Ontology annotation, cellular component: condensed chromosome; nucleus. Lineage: Eukaryota; Metazoa; Chordata; Actinopteri; Synbranchiformes; Synbranchidae. Gene Ontology annotation, molecular function: DNA polymerase binding.
GCCAUAAUAUUAGAGACCGUCGUAAUAGUAUGUAAAGGCCAGAUUUUAAUAGCACAAUAGACUGCAUUCACCAGAGUAACUUAAGAAGGAACUACGCAGCCAACCUAUAGUUGUUUUAGUUGAUAAAUCUCAGAUUUGUAGGCUAUUUGUUUUUGCCACCAUCCCCAGAUAGCUGAGUUACACGAAGACAGUUCCUGUGACGUUGAUGACGCGUCACGCACAUUGGCGCGGAAGUUUGUUUUGUAAAAUCUGUCUGUGGUCGUUGUCUGUAGGUUUUUCUCUGUUAAAAAUGAUGCGCAAAAAGCGACGCACCUCGGUGGAUAACGUUACAAGAGGAUCAGCAACCACUAAGGCAAUGAAGAGUCGCAGCUCUGGUCCCCAGCCUAAAGAAGGAGUUGCAGAAGCAACAAAUCAAAGUGUAUUCACUCUAUUUCUGAGAGAAGCAGGUGUUACUCUGAAACAAGUUGGCUCAUCCAAUGAGAUUGCUGUUGAUCAAGUAGUUUUCCAAAAAAGGAUACAGAAGCUAUUACAGAAGAGUCCCAGGUACCCUGGAAUUGUACAGGAAUUCAUCACUGGACUGGAGGCUCAUAUUGAGGACCCUGUGACAUUUAGGAACUGCCUCCUUCCAUGUGUUCCACAGAUGUCUGAUGGAGACUCCAGUUCUGUCAGCUCAUUCCAGGAAAGUCUGCUGCGUAUGCUGCUGGGGAUCGAGAUGCUGCAGACUUGUAUCAUUAACACCUUGCUUGAGAAACUUCCUGAAUUUAUGUUGGAUGGUACUGGAGAGGGAGGACUCAGUAUUCCACGCAUUAUAAUUAACCAGCUCAAAUGGCUCGACAGAAUUGUGGACAGCAAGGAGCUGGCAGCUAAGCUCAUGGAGCUGGUGUCAGUGGCUCCCUUGGAGGUUCAGCGUGACAUCAUCACCAGUCUGCCAGAGAUACUGGAAGACUCCCAGCACAGUGACAUAGCCAGCCAGCUCAACUCUUUACUUAAGGAGAACACUCAGUUGACUGUCCCCAUUCUGGAUGCCCUUUCCAGUCUGAACCUUAGCUCCUCAUUACUGACUGAGAUUCGGGGAGCAGUUAUGGCCACGUUGGCUGCUGUACAAUUGGAGGACCUACCUGUGGUCGUCAAGUUCAUCCUCCACUCUGUCUCAGCCUCUGAUGCAUAUGAGGUGGUGUGUAAUCUUCGUAAGAAGCUGGAGCUGGAGCAGUGCGUUCUUCCUCCAGUGCUGCAGGCCUCUCAGAGCCGCAUGAAGAGCAAAGGGGCAGCAGUGUCGGCUUCCACACCAGCAGCUGGCAGCAGCCAGGACAGCAUUGCGUUGAUAUUGGAUGCCAUCAAGUCAGCAGUGCGGUUUCAGAAAACAAUUUCUGAGGCUUGGCUGAAGGCAAUAGAGUCUGUGGAUGAAGCAGAUGACCAUAAGGUAAUAGAUCUACUGGUGCUGUUCAUCCUUCACUCUACCAAUGCUAACCAGUGCCGACGGGGAGCAGAGAGGCUGCUGAAAGUCAAAGUGAGGACUGGACUGAUCCAGGAGGCUCUGCUACAGAGGACCUUCAGGGAUUAUUCUCAGGUAAUGCGAGGGUAUUUCCCCUCCAUCCUGGCUCUGGCUCAGUGCUUGUUGCGCUCCCCUGACCCCUGUGUGGUGCCUUUUGGUGGACACAUGUACAGACAGACAUUCAGUGCUUUUGAUUCUUACUGCCAACAGGAGGUGGUGGGCUCUUUAGUGACCCAUGUGUGCAGUGGGUUGGGUGGGGAGGUGGACAUGGCUCUGGUGCUGCUCUGUGGCCUGGUCACAGAAAAACCAUCUGAAAUGGCCAUGUAUACUGUUUUUGUCAAGGGAAUCUUGGACUACAUGGACAACCUCACUCCCCAGCAGAUCCGCCAACUCUUCCAGCUCCUGAGCAGGUUGGCCUUUGGACAGCAGCAGCAGGGGUCUCACAUCCAGGAUGACAUGCACAUUGUGAUCCGCAAACAGCUCUCCAGCACUGUGCCCAAGUACAAGCGUAUUGGCAUAAUUGGUGCCGUCCAGAUCAUAGGCAGCAUGGGCGCCUUGAGGCCUAAAGUGAAUGAUUCAACGAAUGGCUCAUUACCCCAGGAGAUGUUCAGACAGGUGACCGCCCUGCUGGAGCUGGUGAAGUCGAGCAGUGAAAAUUCACCUGAGGCUACAGCUCUAUACUAUGACGAACUGGCCAGCCUGAUCCUGACCUCUACCCUGGACCCACAGGUGCAGGAAAUGAUUGGAAAGACUGUUCUAGAUGAUUUUCAGGACGACUUUGUUGUUGAUAUGGGGCCAGAAAUAACAGGUUCCUUCCCCUUUCCGGCCUGUGUGAUGUACAACUUGGAUGAGGAGGAGAGUCAGGGAAGCAUUGCCGUCAACCUGCUGCCUCUGCUGGCCAAAGACAUCCAGAACAAAGCAGAGCAGCACAGUCAAACCAAGAAGGCACACAAGCGAGUGUCUCCUCUCUGUCUGUCUCCAUUUUUUCGCCUCCUGAGAAUGUGUGAGGAGAAGCAACAUCAAGGUGACCUAGAGGAGAUUGAUGCCCUGCUGGGCUGCCCUCUGAUCCUAAUAGACAUGGACAUAGUAGAGAAAACAGAGAGCCUGUCAAAACCUGAGAGGGAGUUCCUCUGUACGUUGCUCUUUCACACCAUCAACUGGUUCAGAGAGGUCAUAAAUGCAUUUUGUAAGCAAACAGAAAUUGAGAUGAAGAUGAAAGUGAUCACUCGUCUGCAGAACAUCACCUACCUUCAGACGCUGCUGGAGAAGGCUUUGGCUGCAACACCCGGCUAUGUUCCGCCUCUUGCUAACUUCGAUGGCAAUGGCACAGAUGGAGUUGUACUUGGUUCCAUUGCUCCGGUGAAUAAGGCAAAGAAAGGGAAGAAAAGGAAGGCUCUUGGAAAGAAUUCCUCAGAAAGCAGCUCUCAGCUUGAGGAGGUGACUGAAGCAGAUGAAACUCAGCAGGAGCAGUCAGAGAAGGAGAAGGUAAAGGAGAUACAGCAAGGUGUCAGCCUGGUGUCCUACAGACAGUUUUUUAGGGAGCUGGACAUGGAGGUGCUUAAUGUGCUGCAGUGUGGCUUACUGUCUCGCUCACUGCUGGACACCGAACUCCACACUAAGGGGAGAGAAGAGGCUCUGCUUGGUCCUGCUGAGCUGGUUUUCCUGUUGGAGGAUAUGCUUCGCAAGCUGGACUUCAGUCUUACAGCUGCCCCUGCCAAGAAAGCCCCUUUUCUUAAGGGAAGGAUUAAUAAAAGUGUGGGCUUCUCACACCUACAACAAAGGAGCUCCAUAGAUGUCGCUUCCUGCUGUGUCCAGCUGCUGCCUGCCCUGUGCUCACACCUGGAAAAUUGCCACAACAAUUUUCAGACACUGCUCUCUGAGAAUAAUGGUGUUGUGGAUGGACCUGCCACAGACCUGCAGGCGCACCUAUUGAUGUCAUCAACCUACCAGCUGCUUCUGCAGGUCCUGAACACCACCUUCAGUUGGUCUGGAUUCAGUCAGCCAGGUCAUCGGAGCUUACUGAAGAAAGGUCUGGGAGUUUUGGCAGGACGACUUAAAGAAGGAGGUGCUGAGUUGACCCUGGAGCAGCUUGUAAAACACAGCUUUGAGUACCUCCUGAACUUCCGCAGCACAGUGCCAAGUCUCAGUACAGCGCUGUCUCUCUCCCAGCUUGUGUCCACUGUGUCGGAGAGAGGAGGGAAUCCCACUGCUUACAGAGAGCAGACCGCUUCUCUAGCAAAACAUUUCCUGAGCCAAAACUGGGUGACAGCCAGCGGAGAGAAGGAGCGAGGGAACAAAUUCAAUGAAGCACUUCACACUCUCCUAAGCAUUUACCUGGAGCAUGUUGAUGAUAUUCUGAAGGCAGUGGAGGAAAUAGCUGGAGAAGGAAUCCCUGAGCUGCUCAACGCAUCAAAGGAUGAAAGUUCAGCGUCAUGGCCCACGCUCAACAGUCCAGAGCCAGAGAGAUUUCCAUGCAUAUACCCUGUGAAGAAGCUCAGUGUGGCUCAGAGUGAGAAGCUGCUGACGUGGAACCUGGCUGUCAGAGACUUUCACAUCCUGGUCAACCUAGUCAAGGUGUUUGAUUCUAGGCCAGUGCUUAAUGUGUGCCUUAAGUAUGGCCGUCUGUUCUUGGAGUCUUUCCUGAAGCUGGGGAUGCCACUGCUGGACUACAGUUUUAAAAGGCACAAGGAGGAUGUCCAGAGCCUACUGAAGACCUUCCAGCUCAGCACCAGGCAGCUCCAUCACCUGUGUGGACAUUCUAAGAUUCACCAGGAUACAAGCCUGACCAACCACGUCCCGGCCAUAAAGAAGAGCCUUGAGCUGUUUGUGUACAGAGUGAAGGCCAUGCUGACGCUCAACAACUGUCAGGAGGCAUUUUGGAUGGGUAACCUGAAGAAUCGCAACCUGAAGGGUGAAGAGAUUCUGUCUCAGAAGGCGCAAGAAAGUGAUGAUGAUGAUGAUGAUGAUGAGGAAGAGGAGGAGCGACAGUCACCACAACAGUCAGAGGAUGAGGCCCAGGAGAGUGACUCUGACCAAAGUAAGCAGAUGAACAGAGAGGAAGAUAUAGAUAAAGACGGCAUUAUAGAUGACUCUGAGUAACUACCAGAAUGAGAAACUGUUGGCUUUGAUUUAGAAGUUUUGAAUGUUUCGGAUUUUGUUGUUUUUACCACUACUCAGUCAACAAUGUGGAGAUAUAUAAUCAGGUGUUUCCACAGUCAGUAUCGUUCUGAAAAAGAGUAUGUUUUAUUGUAUUUUUUAUUUAACUAGGUUAAAUCUCUUUGAGGUUAGUAGCAAAGGGAGAUCUGGCCUAGAUGCCUGAUAAAGCAUUUUUCAGGUUUCAGAUGGGACAAUACAACUGUCAUGGGAAUUAUAAUAGGAGAUUUCAUUAAAUGAUAUUUACUUGGACAAUAAAAACAGAAAAUAAUAAA